GAAAAUGGCGGGGCCUUUAAAAGGGAGAAGGGACCGAGGAUAUAUUUCCACAGAUCCUGAGACUAGAUUGCGAAGAUAUCAAUCCAAUCUUCAACAUAUCUUUGAUAAGUAUGAAAAUUGUGGUGAUGAUGACGACACAGAAGUAGACUUGUGUGAUCUGUCAGUACACAGAGGACGAAGUCAGCUGAUUCAUAAAAAAACAAAAGGCUUUGGACACAGCAAACUCAAGAGCACACCGAGAGAGGGAGAUCUGUGUACAAAAGAAUAUGCACACAGACGAAUAAACUCCAUAAGUCACAGGCAGAAUCAAGAGAAAGAAUCAUUUCAACCACAAAGGCCAGAUCCCCAUGGUACAUAUGUCGUAUCCAAGCCAGAGGAUCCCUGGGAUUCCCAUGGGAACUUGUUGUCUCCUUUGUCUUAUGAUGAGCCUGACAGUAUGGAAUCCCAGCAGAUCCUGGGGGAGGAUCGUAUGGAGGCGGACCCUUAUCCUGAUGACAUUUCCAGGAUACAGAGUCUUAAUGAGACGUACAAGGAUGUACUGUCUCAGUUAGGACCUGAUCUGGAGGAAGACAUCAGUGAUGCGGAAACUUUGAUAACAACAUCGGAGAGUGAAGAUAGUUCUGCAGACAUGUCUGAAGCCUCAAGCUCCUCAGGAUACUCAGAAGAUGAUAAGUUAUACAAGUCAAGAGAGACAAAGAAGGUUCAUCACAACAACCUACAUAAAAGCCCUAGAAUGGAGUCCUACUUUGCCUCCUCCGAGGACAGCUCUGGUUACCACAGUUCAGAGUUUCCUUCCUGUAUGUACGAUAGAAGCCGAAUCCACAAGCAGUACCGCUGUCCUGAGCCUCAGAUCAGCUACAGACAUGUCAGGCACCACCUAAUGUCUGGGGACAAGGAGUUAGUCUCAGUAAAAAGACCCGAUUACAGACAUCAGAUCCAUAACUUGUACCAGAUGUGUGGAGGAGGAGACAUGAUGAAGUCGGAGAGAAGACACGAGAGAGGUGAUACACAAACAGCACUUCAAGGAAGAUCGGAAUCUGAAAGAGUCCAUGGUGAAAAGAAAGAACUAAUUUAUAGCAGUGGAAGUGGUUAUAGUCCAGAGAAAGAUUCUAAUGCACAGUUGCAUCAAAGAAAUGAAAAUAUUUUUACUCAGGGUAAGGAGAUGAAGAGGGGCAAAGCAAACAUUGAUAAUAACUCCUUUGAUCUGCACAAAAGAAGUAGCAGUGCAAAGAGAGGCCAAGAGAGAGUUUUUAGAAGUCAUAAAAUGGUUGUACAAACAGAAUAUUCAAAAAGAAGGAACUCCUUGUGUUUGGACGAUUUUGAAUCGUUGAGUGAUGUGUCCCAAACUUUUAUCAAAAAUGGAAUAUCGGAAUGUUCCAAAAUACAGUUACUUAAAGACGGAACGUCACAGCUUAACAACCAGCCAAUGUCCUCAAUAGAAAAAGUUACAAAGUGGAUGAUGCCUUCAAAAGAGACUGAGGACAAGUACCAAGUAAAGGCUAAAAGAAAACUUGUUAUACAUCCAAUUCAUGCCAGUUCAAAUGGGCCAUCUUUCACUAUAGCAGAAAAUGAAAGAAAACAGAGAAUUGCUGAGGAAGAAUUGUCACAUUUUGAUCAGAAGAUAAAUGACCAGGAAAACAAAUCUGAACUAAGUUUAGAAGGAAACUCUGCACUAUGUUAUGACAUCAAUUGUUCAUGUGGAAAAAAAGCCAUGUGUUCAUGUGCAAACUGUAUGAAUGUUAAUGAUUUCAAAUUUUGUCACCAACUGGGAUAUAGUCAUGAACAUGAAUUGAAUGAGAACAGUGAUUUGUCUGAUGAGAGAGGUCUAGGUGUUGCUUCACAAACAUUUGUCUGUUCUUUAUCUCCGGAGAGAUCGUCCUCCACCUUACCAUUUCCAGGGGAUCAAACAUCCACUGAUAUAUCAGCUUAUCCUUCUUCACCAGGAUCUCAUUCUUCAUUCUUUUCAUCACCAAGAGCUCAUUCUAGAGGCUUUCAAUCUCCAAGAGCUCAGAGUUACCCAUCCUCUCCACAAAAUGGCAGAGCACACACUGAUGUUAGUAAUUCACCAUCUUCUUCACUUGCCAGGCUUCAUCUGUCAUCGCCUAGAUCAUCACCAAGGACCUCUCACAACUUUCAGCAAAGUUUCAACACGGCUAAUAGUUCUUGUUACCACUCAAGUCAAAGUGUUCCACCAGUCUUCAAGGUCCCAAAUGCCUUUCCUUAUCAAAAAUCUCCAUCAACCAAAAGGAGUAUUCAGAAGAGUGGUGGAACAGAAGGAUAUGUCAGGGAGGAUCUGAUUGGUAUGAGGGAACAUGUAAGAUCAAGUUCUUGUGACAGUUUGGUACAACACAGAAGAGGAUCUGCAUCGAACUGCUUAGUUAAGCGUUAUAACCAACCUAGAGAGAAAAAGAUCAUUCACCAUUCAAUUUCAGAGAAUGUGUUGGGGGUUUGUUCCUAUAGGGGAUACCAGCAAGAUAAAAUGGAAGCUGGUAUGCCCAGCAUGCAAAAAGAAGACUGGAGACAUGAAAAUACUAGACCAAAAUACCAUGAACAGGAGCCUAAGAAAUCAAGACAAAGGCCUCAGCCAGGUAGAAAAGUACAUUUGUCAUCUAAACACAAGCCUUCGCUGUGUCAACCAGCUCCUGUUUUACCUAGAGAAGUACAUGUAUUAAAGUCACCCAGACAAGGGCCUCAGCCAUCUCAUGAAGUGAAUGAGCCAUCUACACAAGAGUUACAGAAGUCUAGACAGAUGUUUGCUCCAUCUACACAAGAGUUUCAGGUGUCUAGACAGGUGUGUCCACCAUCUACACAAGAGUUCCAGAUGUCCAGACAGGUAUGUCCACCAGCUACACAAGAGUUUCAGGUGUCUAGACAGGUGUGUCCACCAGCUACACAAGAGUUUCAGCAGUCCAGUUCCUGCAAACUCCAAUCAGUGAGGGAGUGGAAACCCAAAUGCAGCUUGUUUCCAGAAGAGAACCAAAACUCUUACAGUAGAUUUUUUCAGAGAUCUUCAGAGAAAAAGGACAGUUGCAAGGAUAGAAAUGAACCUUGGACCCAAGAUAUAAGACAAAGAUCCAAAACCCAACCAAGGUCUUCAGGUGUUUGUGUUCUUCAGAGUACACCUAGAAAACCUAAUAGUAAACCAUUUCUCGACAGUUCCUUCUCAACCAUUAAUCCAAGCAUGGGCAAUUCUAGUGACGAAGAUGAAGUUUCCUUGAUUUAAUUUUUGACAUUAUAUCCCAUUUGGAUAAAUUAAUUAAUCAUGGACUAU
This is a messenger RNA of Saccostrea cuccullata (small rock oyster), 3271 nucleotides long. RefSeq lists its product as uncharacterized. The record is from RefSeq and is a predicted model, not a curated record. The transcript is spliced from 7 exons. The coding region runs from base 5 to 3223 and encodes 1072 amino acids. Lineage: Eukaryota; Metazoa; Mollusca; Bivalvia; Ostreida; Ostreidae.